This is a messenger RNA of Megalobrama amblycephala (Wuchang bream), 1558 nucleotides long. Its product is annotated as cerebellin-1. Bases 1 to 600 code for a protein of 199 amino acids. Lineage: Eukaryota; Metazoa; Chordata; Actinopteri; Cypriniformes; Xenocyprididae. Gene Ontology annotation, molecular function: protein binding. The record is from RefSeq and is a predicted model, not a curated record. The transcript is spliced from 3 exons. Gene Ontology annotation, cellular component: glutamatergic synapse; synaptic cleft.
AUGGGCGGCUCACGCUUUGCCCGCUGCACCUCGCUGCUCGCUGGGCUCCUCUGUCUGAUCGGCCCCCUGCUGGUUUGGGGCCAAAAUGACACGGAGCCCAUCGUGCUGGAGGGAAAGUGUUUAGUCGUGUGCGACUCCACUCCAACCACAGAGCCGGCCGGGAACGCUUUGGGAAUGUCGGUGCGCUCCGGAAGCGGCCGCAUCGCUUUCUCGGCCGUCCGGAACAACAAUCAUGAACCGUCUGAGAUGAGCAACCGCACCAUGACCAUAUACUUUGACCAGGUUCUGGUGAACGUUGGCAGUCAUUUCGAUCCGGCGCGGAGCGUUUUCCUGGCUCCUAGAAAAGGAGUGUACAGCUUCAGUUUCAAUGUGGUCAAAGUCUACAACAGGCAAACAAUACAGGUGAGUCUCGUGAUGAACGGUUGGCCGGUGAUCUCCGCCUUCGCUGGCGAUCAGGACGUGACACGUGAGGCAGCGACCAACGCCGGUCUGGUUACCAUGGAGAGAGGAGAUAAGGCCUACCUCAAACUGGAGAGAGGAAACCUGAUGGGCGGCUGGAAAUACUCCACCUUCUCUGGGUUCCUUGUUUUUCCUCUAUAGAAAUAGAAGUUUACGUGGAAAAUAGAGACAUUGAUAGAAAGAGCAAUUUCAGCAGAGAGACGUUUGUAGGAGAAAGAGUUCAUAACGAUGAUUCUUCAGCCUGUUCUUUUCAUGUAGGCCUACUUACCUUCGCUGAUGGACUUCUUUCCUCUGCAACCUUUCUUUUUUGCAUGAACCUGCUUGUUAAUAUGCGAUUAAAGAGGCUAUAUGUAGAAUUCAGAGACCCUUGUUAUUAGCGACACCGGUGGCCGUUCAAUGAACUGCAGCAGCAACUUACUGCUCGUGCUCGCACUCGUGCACACAUAAUGCACGAGAGACUGGUCUCUUUUUUUAAGUUUCAUUACAAGCUGUUCACACAUUGGCAUAAAAAAAAGCAAUUAAUGCUCAAAAAUUCAUACAUAUAGCCCCUUUAACGUUAUAUUGCGCUUUCAGGGUACAAAAUGGGAUUUAAAAAUGCUUGAUUUUCAACAAAUAAUCUGUGAAAAGUGCUGAAUGUUCAGAUCAUAACCUCAGGAUGUCAAACUAAAUAUAAUUUGAGCUCUUCUGAUUUAAUUUUGUUUGAGGUUUGUAACCUCGUAACCUGAAUUUAGGACAAAGUUUAAAACCUUGAUUUUUGUCAUUUUCAAACAAACAUGUAUAACGAACAAAUAAAAUGUCAAGAAAAAAACACUUGGUUGGUUGGGGAAACAAGGACACAAAAAAGUGUGUAUGCGGACUGUAAACAAAAUGUAGAACUCGGAUAUUAUGUUUUUGGUAAUUAAAAUGAAUAAUUAUAAAAAAAUUUCAAAUAUGAGUUCAACAGAUUAUAUCACAAUGAUUUUAAUUGUUAGAUGCAUUUGAGUCGUCUGAGCUUGGACAGGCCAAAAAUCACCAAAUUUAAGGGAGGGAUCCAGACAUUUUGUGUGUUUAAAACAAAUCUUCCCAACUAAAUAAAAGUUUGAUGUCUUGAAGCAUGACA